Messenger RNA from Diaporthe citri, 372 nucleotides. RefSeq lists its product as uncharacterized. The record is from RefSeq and is a predicted model, not a curated record. Bases 1 to 372 code for a protein of 123 amino acids. NCBI's taxonomy places the organism in Eukaryota, Fungi, Ascomycota, Sordariomycetes, Diaporthales, Diaporthaceae. The transcript is spliced from 3 exons.
AUGACUGGCACAUCAUCUGUAGGCCCCAUCAGCGUCAACGGCGCCGGUGACCAGCGCAACGUUAAGAACUCGGAGCUCGAGCACGCCGAGCGUUACGAGGAGGGCAAGGUCAACUCUCACAACACCGACGACUCCAAGGACCAGCGAUCCAUCGCCAACCGUCUGGCCGCUGAGGAGAAGAAAGACGAUGAGCCAAAGGAUGACAAGGAGACCGCAAUGUCCAAGAAGGACCCUACACUUCCCGCCAAGGCCCACGGCAACGAGCCCUCCAAAGGCGCCAAGAUUGAUGCCGAGCUCCAGGCCGAGGAGGAAGAGACCAUCAACAAGAAGAAGUCGGGAAAGACAGACAGCAUGCCCGGCAAGAAGAACUGA